CACGUGAGGGGCAGGUCACGGGGCGCUCUGGUCACGUGAGGCUGGUCACGUGCCAGGGCCGCACUGCUGGGGGCUAGGCUUCCGGAGACUUUGGGGGCUCAGCGGGUGCGGUCCUGCGGCUUCGGAGCCCACCAAACUGCACAGCCGGGAUGAUGAACCGGACCACCCCCGACCAGGAGCGAGCGCCGGCGUCCGAGCCCGUGUGGGAGCGUCCCUGGUCGGUGGAGGAGAUCCGCAGGAGCAGCCAGAGCUGGUCGCUGGCGGCCGACGCGGGCCUACUACAGUUUCUACAGGAAUUUUCACAACAGACCAUCUCUAGGACUCAUGAAAUCAAGAAACAAGUGGAUGGACUAAUUCGGGAGACUAAAGCCACAGAUUGCCGCCUGCAUAAUGUCUUCAAUGAGUUCCUUAUGCUGUCUAAUACCCAGUUCAUUGAAAACCGUGUAUAUGAUGAGGAGGUGGAGGAGCCGGUGCUCAAGACUGAGGCGGAAAAACCAGAACAGGAAAAGACCCGGGAACAGAAAGAAGUAGAUCUGAUUCCUAAAGUCCAGGAGGCCGUGAACUACGGUUUACAGGUGUUGGACAGUGCAUUUGAGCAACUAGAUAUAAAGGCAGGAAACUCAGACUCUGAAGAAGAUGAUGCUAAUGAGCGCAUGGAAUUGAUCCUUGAGCCAAAGGAUCUGUACAUUGACCGCCCUUUACCUUAUUUAAUUGGGUCAAAGCUGUUCAUGGAGCAGGAAGAUGUCGGUCUUGGAGAGCUUUCUAGUGAAGAAGGUUCAGUAGGCAGUGAUCGUGGGAGUAUCGCAGACAGUGAAGAAGAGAACGAGGAAGAGGAGUCAGAUGAAGAUUUUGCCAAUCAUAGUGACAAUGAUCAAAACCGGCACAUUGCACCGAUGAGUGAUGAAGAAGAGGAUGAUGAUGGUUGCGACAUUUUUGCUGACUCUGAGAAGGAGGAGGAAGAUGCUGAAGACAUGGAAGAAAAUUCUAGGCCUAAAAGAAGCAGGCCUACUACAUUUGCUGAUGAACUGGCAGCUCGGAUCAAAGGGGACGCCUCGAGCCGGAUGGAAGAGGAGCACACAGCCUUAUCCCCAGGGGAUGCAAAACCUCAGAAGACGUUGAAAGAGAAGAAGGAAAGGAAAACUCCCUCAGAUGAUGAAGAAGAUAACUUAUUCGCACCCCCGAAGCUGACAGAUGAAGACUUCUCGCCGUUUGGUUCUAGAGGCGGCCUGUUCAGUGGAGGGAAGGGACUUUUUGAUGAUGAGGAUGAGGAGCAGAGUGACCUCUUCACAGAAGCCCCUCAGGAUCGGGGAGCUCGAACCCCUGUUAAUGAAGCAUCUUCAUCUUCUAAACCUGGAAAGAAAAUCCCGGCAGGAGCUGUUUCUGUAUUUUUAGUCAGGAAGCCCACCCACAGUGGCUCGCAGCUGGUCUGUCCUGUCCCUCCACCCACAGGGGAUACUGAUGUGUUUGGUGCCACCUCUGCCCCGGCACCGAGGGAGCCCCAGAAGCACGAGCGGCCCCCUCCAGGAAAAAGCACGUACGUCCCAGCAUCGGCUGGCCUCUUCGAUGAUGACGACGAUGACGAUGACUUUUUCUCGGCAUCCCGUAGCAAACCUCCCACGACAGACAAAGUCAAAUCCACUGCCAGUAUCUUUGACGAUGAAGAAGAUCUGUUCAAAGAAAAAACAGUGGCUUUGCCAGAAGCUACUGUGAAUCAGACAGAUGAAAAUAAAGCAAGAGCAGAAACAAAGGUUAUGCUACCUUCCAGCAAAAAUCUCAAGCUCUCGUCGGAAACAAAGACUCAUAAAGGUUUAUUUUCAGAUGAGGAGGACUCUGAGGAUUUGUUUUCUUCUCAAAGUGUGAGUAAGUCAAAAGAUGCGAGUCUCCUGCCUAGCAAACCCCCCAGCUCAGUCUUGCUUUUCGAUGAUGAAGAUGGACAGGAUAAUCUUUUUGAUACUCCAGCUGCUAAGAAGCAGACGUCGUCUCUACUGACUCAGAGCCAAAAGAAAACAAAGCCCUCUGAGCCUCCCAAAAAGAAAGCAUCUGCCUUACUGUUCAGCAGUGAUGAGGAGGACCAGUGGCAUAUUACUGACUCACAGACCAGCUCCACAGCUGACAAGUCUAAAGGAGGACGUAGGGGCCCUGAGCCCACCCCCCAGGAGGUUAAGGCCAUGAAAAAGACCAGCCUCUUUGAGGAGGAUGACGAGGAUGACCUGUUUGCUAUUGCCAAGGACAGCCAAAAGAAGGCCCAGAGAGUAUCACUUCUGUUUGAAGAUGAUGCUGACAGCGGAAGCUCUCUGUUCGGCUCUCCUCCCACAUCUGUUCCUCCUGCAACAACGAAAAAAGAGACUGUCCCUGAAGUACUGCCUUUGCUGUUCAGCGAUGAGGAAGAAAAGGCAGCUCAGUCUGGAGUGAGACCUGCAGCUAAGAACGCUGAGAGCACCAAGCGGACCUCAGAACUUGGGAGAACUCCUGUGGUCGAGGAGUCAGGAAAGGAAGGAUCUUUGAAUGUACCUACUCAGGAAACAGCCAAGAACGCUGAUUUAUUUUCUUCAUCAUCCCCAUUGGACAAAGGAACUAAAAGUAGAACCAAAACGGUUCUUAGCUUAUUUGAUGAGGAAGAGGAUAAAACGGAAGAUCAAAGCAGCUUCCAAGCUCUGAAAAAAGAAGUAGGAAAGAGUCCUGAUCCUGGUACCCGUCCCAAGAGCACAGGCGUCUUUCAGGAUGAAGAGCUCCUUUUUAGUCACAAGCUCCAAAAGGACAACGACCCAGAUGUUGACCUUUUCUCUGGCACCAAAAAAUCCAGGUUGUUGGAGCCCAGUGUCGGGAGCCUGUUUGGAGAUGAUGACGACGAUGAUCCUUUCAGCUCUGCCAAAUCGCAGCCUUUGAUCCCAGAAAAGAAGAAGGUAGUGAAAAAAGACAACUCUGUUUCCUCUGUCAAGAGCCAGAAACAUCCUGAGUCCACUCAGGGUAUCAAAGAAAAAGACAUAUGGAAAUCGGAAACACCUCAGGACUCACCAGGUCCCGCUCCACUUAAAACCAAAGAGCCAUCCCCUCGGAUCUGGAAAAUACAAGCAAAUUUAGCGAUCAACCCAGCAGCCUUGCUGCCUCCAGCAGCUCCCCAGAUCUCUGGAAUGAAGUCUGUUUUGCCAGAAUCUGGUGUUCCUUCGUCUGAACCUGGGAGGAUGCAGAGUCUGGAACGUGGGCCCACUCCUUCUGGGAGUGGGGAGGCUGCUGUGAGUUUUGACCUUCCAGCUCAGGCAGAUCCCUUACACUGUGCGAACAAGACCCGGGUCAAAGUGAGAGGGAAGCGCAGACCGCAGACGCGCGCAGCUCGACACCUGGCUGCCCAGGAGUCCACUGCGGCUGAGGAUGUGGGUUCCCCCAGGGGAUUUGUGGCACAGUUGACAGAUGGUGCCACAUCACCAGAUGGUCGUCAGCCACCGCUGAGGGCAGCUGGUGCAGCAGACACCUCUGAAGAAGCAGUGGCAGCUGCCACUCCAACAUGGGCAGGUGGUCCUGUGCCUGGAAUGAACAGAGGCCCAUUUGUGAAAUCUGUGGGUCAACCUCUUGAGGAUGAUCUGUUUGAUUCUGGAGAUAUCUUUUCCAAGGGCAUUGCAUCUCAGUCUGCAGGAAGAAAAGCCAAGGUGAAGGCAGCCAGCAGCCUAGCCAACCUGGCAGAGGGAAGUAAAGACAGAAGCCCCAUGUUCCCUGCUGUCGGUGAGGCAGGCAGUGAUGAUGAUCUCUUUGAGUCCAUUAAACCAAAACCAGCAAAGAAAACAAAUCCUUUCCCUUUCCUAGAAGAUGAGGACGAUCUGUUUACAGACCACAGAGGCAAGAAGAAUGGGUCAAAAUCCAACAGUCAACAGGAUAUUAUCUCAAAAGCACAAGAUAUAUUUGAGGAUGAUAUAUUUGCUACAGAAGCAAUUAAACCCUCACAAAAAACAAGAGAGAAGGAAAGAACAUUUGACUCCAACUUGUUCGAUGAUAACAUUGAUAUCUUUGCUGACCUAACUGUAAAACCAAAAGAAAAGUCCAAAAAGAAAGUGGAAGCUAAGUCUAUAUUUGACGAUGAUACAGAUGAUAUCUUCUCCUCUGGUAUCCAGACUAAGACAACCAAAUCAAAAAGUCGAUCUUCACAGAAAGUGACUGAAUCAAGAUCUGGACAGAAGGUUUCCAACAUAUUUGAUGAUCCCUUGAAUGCCUUUGGAGGCCAGUAGAGUGUACAGGGUAUCUUUCAACUACAUCCUUGAGUUAAUGAUGCUGUCUUCUGUGCUCCUUAACUGAAUUAUAGAAAACAAAUACUGAAACAACUUGCUCACCUCUUACGCAGCAUACUUAAUAUUUUUCUGUACUGGUUUUAAAAUCAUGCUUAAUUCUGCAAACAAAAAUAAAUGUUUCACAGUGUUA
Messenger RNA from Bubalus bubalis (water buffalo), 4407 nucleotides. Its product is annotated as WASH complex subunit 2. Lineage: Eukaryota; Metazoa; Chordata; Mammalia; Artiodactyla; Bovidae. The coding region runs from base 150 to 4217 and encodes 1355 amino acids. Gene Ontology annotation, molecular function: phosphatidylinositol phosphate binding; retromer complex binding. The record is from RefSeq and is a predicted model, not a curated record. Gene Ontology annotation, cellular component: WASH complex; early endosome. The transcript has 31 exons. Gene Ontology annotation, biological process: retrograde transport, endosome to Golgi; protein localization to endosome.